Molecule: messenger RNA, 1340 nt
Organism: Humulus lupulus (European hop)
Lineage: Eukaryota; Viridiplantae; Streptophyta; Magnoliopsida; Rosales; Cannabaceae
Exons: 3
Coding region: 219-1076 (285 amino acids)
Source: RefSeq, a predicted model, not a curated record
CAAGUAUAUUCCGGAUUUCUCCAUAAUUGUCCAAAGCUUUCUGCUAAAGCUAUCUAUUUCAAUAUGAUAUUUUAUUUAUCACUGAUGUGACAAAUCUGUAUUUAUAUAUUUAUAUUUAUAUAGCCUCCCAGUUCUUGCUUUCUUGCAAAUAGGCUUUGCUUUCAUUUGGGAAGUGAGAGAAGGUAGAACUGAAGACUGAGGAAGUAGAAGAUCAGAAGAUGAUGAAGAUGAGGAGUUGUAAACUAUUAAUGUUAGAAGAGAAGAACGUAAAAGAUAAAGAUCGAAACUUUGAGUGCAUGGAUAGUCUUGAAGAGAGGGUUUCUGUGUUUUUCGACGAACACUAUUGUUCAGGAGAAUCUGAUCAUCAUCCUUGUUUGGAAUAUGAUCAUCAAUCAAACGGUGAUGACCCAGAAGAGAGGACUUUCUACUGGGAAUCUCAGUACUUCCUUCUUCAGGAGGUUUUGGAGAGAUAUAACUUGACAGGAUCAAAGUUGAGAAGAGAGAUUGGUCGAGCUAUAGAUACGGCUAAAGAGACAGACUAUUGCCAUUGUGCAAAGCCCAAAACCAUUCAUGGUCAUGGCUGCAACCACUGCUUGAGACGAAUGGUCGUAAAAGAUCUUCGUGAAAAGGGAAUUAAUGCCUCUCUUUGCUCAUCAAAAUGGAGACACACCAAGAAAAUACCCCAAGGUUGCCACGAAUAUAUCGAAGUGAUUGGAAACACACCGACUCAAAAGAAGCAAAUACCAUACAUAGUUGAAGUGGAAUUUCGAGACCAAUUCGAGAUCGCCAAGCCAUGCGACGAGUAUGGGAAGCUUCUUAGUCUAUUACCGGAGUAUUACAUCGGCAAGACCGAUUGCCUAAACGCAGUCGUUCGCAUCAUCUGUGGCUCGGCCAAGAGGUCGAUGAAGGAGAAGAAGAUCCACAUGGGACCUUGGCGAGAGACCAGCUUCAUGCUUAUGAAAUGGUCGUCCACGCUUCCCUUGAACAACUUCCCCCCAAUUUCACCACCCUCCCCGUCCCCGUCCGCGAAGCAAUCGCACUUUUCCGCGGCUCCUCCAGCGGUCGUGGUUACAUGAAAACAAAUUUUAAGAAACAUAAAGAGAUGUUGGGUUUAGAUUUUGGCGUAUAUAAUAUAACACGCCGUUUUUGUCAUAACAAAACAAUUGUGGCCGAUGAAGAGAAAAUACGUGUAUAGUAGAGUCUGAGAUAUUGGUUUGUGUUACAUCUUUCUUACAUGUGAUGUGAAAACCAACAAAAAAAGACUAUGAAGAGAGUAGUGAGAUAUUUUUUAACAUUAUCGUAGAAAUUUAUGUAGAAUGUGAACCUGUCUGUAACUGUCA